AUGAAGAAUUCUUCUCAUCAGUUUUCCCAGAGCAAAAUUCAAGUAACCAACGCAGCCAAAGAAAUCAAUAGAGUCCGCCAAAAGUAUAGUGGUCCUAUUGGGAGAGAACGAAUCUAUGUUUGUGAAAGGAACUAUGUGUAUGCUUCCAGUGCGUUCCAAGAUGCUUGGGAACGAGGACGAGAAGGUAAAAUCUACGCAUACAGGGCUCACUUAGCGGCAAAGGCUGGCUUAAUAUGGGUGCGCCAAUGCGAAGACGAAUGGAAUAAGAGUCCAAUACAAAAGUCUCCUGUCACUUUUUAUAACACUAAUGUUAUCAAACUGUUUUCAAUUAUUCGUACUAUUAUCAACAAGUUUUACCGGGGUUAA
Thlaspi arvense is the source of this 366-nucleotide messenger RNA. The record is from the annotation of a GenBank genome assembly. Lineage: Eukaryota; Viridiplantae; Streptophyta; Magnoliopsida; Brassicales; Brassicaceae.